AUGAGAAAUGCUUGUCGCUUCUUAAACUAUGCAGGGAAGGCGGGGUCGAGUUCGUCGGUUCUCCGCACCGACUUCUUACACGUGGUCGACAACGAAAUGAAGAAACCCCAUGACAAAGUGGGUCGGAACUGCUUCAUAUGGCUAACCAUGGCCAUAUGCAAUUGUUUAGCUCAGCCAGCCGAGGAACUGAGCCCUCCUGUGCUCGACACCAGCGGUCAGCCUCUUGAAACUGGUGUUGAAUAUUACAUACUUCCUGGUAUAACUGAUGUUGCAGGUGGUUUAACCUUAGUCAGCCGGAAUGAAUUGUGCCCACUCUACGUUGGUCUGAGACGCUUGACAAGUGAGGAAUCAGAUGGCACUAAAGUCAUCUUCACUCCAUACGCUUCCGGAGAGACCAUCAUCAGGGAAUCGAGGGACUUGAGUGUGGAAUUUCAAGCACUCACUAUUUGUAUCCAGUCUACUGCCUGGAGAGUAGGGGAGGAGGAUUCAGAAACAGCCAGGCGAUUCAUCUUGACAGGAGGAGAAAAAUCGUACUUCAGGAUUGACAAUAAUGGAGGUGUCUACAAUUUCUCAUGGUGUCCUACUGAAUCCUGUCCAACUUGUGACAGGCCAAGGUGUGGAUCUGCUGGCAUUUUGAUCGAGAAUGACAAAAGAUUGUUGGCCUUGGAUGGUCCUGCUGCAUUUCCUUUU
Dovyalis caffra is the source of this 690-nucleotide messenger RNA. NCBI's taxonomy places the organism in Eukaryota, Viridiplantae, Streptophyta, Magnoliopsida, Malpighiales, Salicaceae. The record is from the annotation of a GenBank genome assembly.